This is a messenger RNA of Musa acuminata AAA Group (dessert banana), 2294 nucleotides long. RefSeq lists its product as uncharacterized. Lineage: Eukaryota; Viridiplantae; Streptophyta; Magnoliopsida; Zingiberales; Musaceae. Bases 205 to 1728 code for a protein of 507 amino acids. The transcript is spliced from 9 exons. The record is from RefSeq and is a predicted model, not a curated record. Gene Ontology annotation, molecular function: zinc ion binding.
GCUUCUUCGCUACUCGACUCCGCUUUACUCAGCAGGGAUCUUCGAGUCCCCCCAACUCCCAAACCUCGCCUCGUCGGACUCCGCUGUCUCCGCACGAACUCUCCCUCCCAAUCGCCGCCGCAAAAGUACCCAAUCCAGGGGUUCUCAUCCGUCCGGGAGCCACUCGGUGUUGUGUUCGAGGAGUGACCUCGAUUUCGAUUGCUUAUGGAGAAUUCGGCGGCUCCGUCGGAUCCUUCUCCCGAGGCGUCGCCGCAAGGAGGCCGCGACCGAGAGUCAUCUGACCAGGAUGGAAACAUCAAAGGAGAGAUUUCAACGGCUCAUCAUUCUCGGCGGCCAAACCUUACCACUUUGCAGAUACCUGCAAGAACCUUGGAAAUUCCAUUGCCUUCUGCAAGAUCAAAUGUUUUGUCCAGUCCUGGUUCAGUAAGAGCAGGCUUGCCACCCAGGCCUAGUUCAACAAGGGCAAAAUCAUCCAUCAGAAGUCUUUUCCCACAAAGGAGUCUUAAGACCAAAAACUCUACUCCAGAGGGUGAUAGAACAGUUCUCCUGAUUCCUCGAACACCUUCUUCAGAAGGACCACAAGAACAGGCAUCAACAUCAAGGCAGUUCUUUAUUACCAAGGUCUUACCCUCUACCAAGGCCUUGUCCUCUGGUUCAACCAAUAGAACACACUCUUUACCUGUGACACCAGUUGCCAAUUGUGGUCCAUCAGCUGUGCAGGAAAGACAUGCGAUUGACCUCUCCAAUCUGCAAAAAAGCGAUGUGCAGACACAAAUCAGACGUUCAUUUUCCGUUCCUGGGAAUGCCAAGAAUGGAAGUUUACGGAGAAUGGAUUCAAUAGGUCUUGUCCGAGUUAUUUCAGCAACCCCUCAUCCUGUCGCUGUAGACAAUGCCAUUGAAAAUGAUGAUAUAGAGGCAGUUAACGUAACUGAAGAUGAAGGUCAAGAUAUUCCGGAAGAAGAGGCAGUCUGCCGGAUAUGUUUUGUCGAACUUGCAGAAGGGGGAGAAACUCUUAAAAUGGAAUGUAGCUGCAAAGGAGAACUUGCACUUGCACACCAAGAAUGUGCUAUAAAAUGGUUUAGCAUCAAGGGAAAUAAGACAUGUGAUGUGUGCAAGCAGGAAGUGCGAAACCUCCCUGUGACAUUGCUCAGACUACAGAAUCGUCAGACUGUUAAUAGGCGCCAGCCAAAUGCAACUCAGCGACAAGAAGCUGCUCCCUACCGGGUAUGGCAGGAUGUCCCUGUUCUUGUCAUGGUCAGCAUGCUUGCCUAUUUCUGCUUCUUGGAGCAACUUCUAGUUACUGAAAUGGGCUCACGUGCUCUUGCUAUAUCUUUGCCUUUUUCUUGUGUUCUCGGUCUCCUUUCUUCCAUGAUUGCUUCAACAAUGGUUACAGUGAGCAAGAGCUACAUUUGGGCUUAUGCAUCUUUCCAGUUUGCAAUUGUAAUCCUCUUUGCUCAUAUCUUUUAUAACGUGCUAAGAGUAAGCCCCGUUCUCUCAGUGUUACUUUCCUCAUUCACUGGGUUUGGAAUUGCAAUCAGUACAAAUGCAUCACUUGUUGAGUAUUUAAGAUGGAGGGCUAGGCGGAAUUUACGUUUGGCACAGCAACAAAGUGACAAUAGGCAGCAGCAAGAAUCCAGAAACCUACCCGAAGUUGAAAAUGGAGGUAAUGUUAGGCAGCAUGAAUCAGAGAACCAGAUCCAGAAUCCUGACCCUUCUCAACAAGGAUGAAAUCAUUUAUCAUACUUUUGAGGAAAAAAUGGCCAUGGCAGCUGAAGCUUGGUUGGUCUUCAUCUCCGUAUUGCCAGUUACUUCCGAAGCAUGACAUGCGAAUUGCCAACAAACUUCCUAGAUGCUUAAAAUGCUCCUCUUGGCAUGCUUUGGCUAAAUUUGUGAUAAAUGUUACAGGAAAAACUGUGCAACGAGGACUAUAAGUCUUCCACCUUUACUACUCGGCUAAGGAUGAGUACAUUAAAAUGUGCAAGGACCUGUGUCUCCAAAUACUAAUUCUGUGUCCUCCAUACAUCAUCGAUGAGUAGAUUAAAAUGAGCAAGGAGGAGCCAUGUCUCCAAGUACUAAUUCUGUGUAUUCCAUACUUCCUCCAGUUCAGAUGAGAAUAUUGUUCUACCAAAAUGGUUACAGAUGCAUGCAAUAAAUGGAUGUUUAUGUACUAGAUGUCAAUUUGUACUCCUAUGAAGAGAUGAAAACAUGAGAUGGCUGUGUGGAAUGUAAUUUGUUACCCAUUACACAUCUCUUUUAAAGUGGUUUCUGUUGACAAAUGCUUAGAUGAAUAUUAA